Molecule: messenger RNA, 654 nt
Organism: Nannospalax galili (Upper Galilee mountains blind mole rat)
Lineage: Eukaryota; Metazoa; Chordata; Mammalia; Rodentia; Spalacidae
Gene: Cldn9
Product: claudin 9
Exons: 1
Coding region: 1-654 (217 amino acids)
Biological process (GO): cell adhesion; bicellular tight junction assembly
Cellular component (GO): bicellular tight junction; plasma membrane
Molecular function (GO): structural molecule activity
Source: RefSeq, a predicted model, not a curated record
AUGGCUUCAACUGGUCUUGAACUCCUUGGCAUGACCCUGGCCGUGCUGGGGUGGCUUGGGACCCUGGUGUCCUGUGCCCUACCGCUGUGGAAGGUGACCGCCUUCAUUGGCAAUAGUAUCGUGGUGGCCCAGGUAGUAUGGGAGGGGCUGUGGAUGUCCUGUGUGGUGCAGAGCACAGGCCAGAUGCAGUGCAAGGUGUAUGACUCGCUGUUGGCGCUACCCCAGGACCUACAAGCUGCUAGAGCCCUCUGUGUCGUCGCUCUUCUGCUGGCCUUGCUGGGCCUGCUGGUGGCCAUUACGGGUGCCCAGUGCACCACAUGUGUGGAGGAUGAAGGUGCCAAGGCGCGCAUUGUGCUCACUGCAGGGGUCCUCCUCCUUCUCUCGGGUAUCCUGGUGCUCAUCCCUGUCUGCUGGACAGCCCAUGCCAUCAUCCAGGACUUCUAUAACCCACUGGUGGCUGAGGCCCUCAAGAGGGAGCUGGGGGCCUCCCUCUACCUGGGCUGGGCAGCAGCUGCACUGCUCAUGCUAGGUGGGGGGCUCCUCUGCUGCACCUGUCCCCCAUCCCAUUAUGAGCGGCCUCGAGGACCUAGGCUGGGCUACUCCAUCCCCUCCCGCUCAGGGGCUUCAGGACUGGAUAAGAGAGACUAUGUGUGA